This is a messenger RNA of Pecten maximus, 1620 nucleotides long. Its product is annotated as thioredoxin-like. The transcript is spliced from 5 exons. Gene Ontology annotation, molecular function: protein-disulfide reductase activity. Lineage: Eukaryota; Metazoa; Mollusca; Bivalvia; Pectinida; Pectinidae. The record is from RefSeq and is a predicted model, not a curated record. Bases 257 to 577 code for a protein of 106 amino acids.
AAAGAGUGCUUUCUCAAAUAUCCCUCAAAGUCUAUAUACCAUUAAAUAACCUGCGGUACCUGACAGUUCGAUUAUCGCUCCUUAUUGCGUAGCAACCACUCGGUAAGCCUGACUCUUUCAGAAAACAAGCGUUCACCUGAGACGUUGAAGGAUUACAGCUUCAUAGAUUAUCUGUAUCACCAGCCGGUUUAGGUGUUUUUUGUUUGUAAUCAUAAAUAAUCAACGCGGCCAAGCGGAUUACCCAAAUAUUUACAAAAUGAAGGAAAUCAACAAUAUGGAGGAUUUCAAUCAAAUCUUGCGGGAGGCAGGCAACAAGCUGGUGGUAGUGGACUUCAAUGCCACCUGGUGUGGCCCAUGCAAGGCCAUUCGACCUGUAUUUAAGCAAAUGGAAAGUACUGAGGAGUUUAAGAAUGUGGUAUUUUGUGAGGUGGACGUUGACGAGGCUCCGGAGGUGGCGGAGGAUUGCGAUGUACAGAUGAUGCCAGCCUUUAUGUUCUUCAAAAAUGGUGAAAAGAUAAAAGAAGUACUUGGAGCCAAUAAAGACAAGCUCAAGGCCUCCAUUAUAGAAAUUAUGUAGAUAGUCGUGUACAAUUUUGUAUGUGUCUCUGGUAGAACCCUAUACUCUUACUUAUAUAAGAUUCUCUUCUAGAUAGAAUGUAGAUUAUCUAAAAAGCGGAAUGUACUAGUGUCACCUGUAUUUUUUUUAAGAUAUCCGUAACCCACAUGUAUUUGACGACAUGUCCGUACCCCACGUGUAUUUGACGACAUGUCCGUACCCCACGUGUAUUUGACGACAUGUCCGUACCCCACGUGUAUUUGACGACAUGUCCGUACUCCACGUGUAUUUGACGACAUGUCAGUUCCCCACGUGUAUUUGACAAUAUGUCCGUACACCACGUGUAUUUAACGACAUGUCCGUACCCCACGUGUAUUUGACAACAUAUCCGUACCCCACGAGUAUUUGACAACAUAUCCGUACCCCACGUGUUUCUAACAACAUGUCCGUACCCCACGUGUUUCUAACAACAUGUCCGUACCCCACGUGUUUCUAACAACAUGUCCGUUUCCCUCGUGUAUUUAAUAACAUGUCCAUACCGCACGUGUAUGUGAUUGUGUGAUUUCGGCUAUGGUUAAAAUUUUGUCACUUUUGUAUUGAAAAGUGUAGCGUUUUGAUAGCCUUUACCGGUCUGACGAGAUUUACCUCUGGCCUUAUUCGUUUGGAAUGAAAUAUUAUCACAGCAACAAGAGAUGACAGUUAAUAUUUGUACACGAAACGUUUAUCAUUUUGUGAUUAAGUGUCACGUGGUCGUUUUCAGCCGUUAGGUACAGUACACAUUUACAUACAGCAAAUGAAGUCAAAAAUGUUGCAGCGCGAUACAUAAAUGGAAGUCAAAUGUGAACCACAUAAGUGUGUACUAUAUAGCCAAAUCUGUACAUUAAUGUGUACUAUGUACCCAAAUCUAAAGUGUACAUAAGUGAGACCAUUAUGUCUGUAUUGACCCGUAUUGGAUUAUGUUCGUAUUGUACAUGUAUUAAUGUACAGUGUAACUAUGGGAUUGUUGUCGUAUUGUACAUGUAUUAAUGUACAGUGUAACUAUGGGAUUGUUGUCGUAUUGUACA